Molecule: messenger RNA, 255 nt
Organism: Echinostoma caproni
Lineage: Eukaryota; Metazoa; Platyhelminthes; Trematoda; Plagiorchiida; Echinostomatidae
Source: the annotation of a GenBank genome assembly
AUGCAAUUCUUUAGCAGAAGCAGGAGUUGCGUUCAAGUUCUGAAACGAGGAACUGCAGCAGAACCGGAUGAACUCUCUGCCACUCUAUUCAAAAUGGGGAGUGAUAACCUUCAUGAAGAUUGUGAUGAUGUUGAUGAUGAUGAUGAUGAUGAUGAUGAUGAUGCUGAUGAUGAUGAUGAAUGUGAUGCUGAUGAUGAUGAUGAUGAUGAUGAUGAUGAUGUUGACGAUGAUGAUGUUGAGGAUGAUGAGCAUGAU